Messenger RNA from Trypanosoma brucei brucei TREU927, 429 nucleotides. RefSeq lists its product as hypothetical. Bases 1 to 429 code for a protein of 142 amino acids. Lineage: Eukaryota; Euglenozoa; Kinetoplastea; Trypanosomatida; Trypanosomatidae. The transcript has a single exon. The record is from RefSeq and is a predicted model, not a curated record.
AUGCUUAUCACAAGUUCACUCCGUAUAUAUAUAUAUAUACUUUUCCCUUUGCUUAUCUCUUUCUUUAUAUUAACUCUUUGCGCUUCCCUUCUGGAUGCGUCCGUUGUUGAAAUGUUACAAGGUGAUGGAUUGCGUGAGUUAGUCUUAUAUUUCUUUUUCUUUAGUUUAAUUUACUUUACUCUUUCUACUCUAGGGCUAAAUAAACCAAGAAAAAAGGUUAAGAAAAACGGAGCGUAUGAAUGGUGCCACAUAAAUGCAAGAGUACAGCGUUCAGGAUCAUGUACGCUUACAUGUGUAGAGUCAAAUAAAACUUCCAUCAAAACAAGUAAAUACGCUGAUGAGCGUUCGAUAUUGUUGGACGAAUACUGUUUUUCUGCCGAUCAGAUUCCAACUCAAUUCCCGCUUCCCUGCUUUUUUUUCCAUUUUUGA